Humulus lupulus (European hop) is the source of this 3657-nucleotide messenger RNA. RefSeq lists its product as uncharacterized. Bases 1 to 3657 code for a protein of 1218 amino acids. Gene Ontology annotation, molecular function: RNA-DNA hybrid ribonuclease activity; nucleic acid binding. The transcript is spliced from 3 exons. Lineage: Eukaryota; Viridiplantae; Streptophyta; Magnoliopsida; Rosales; Cannabaceae. The record is from RefSeq and is a predicted model, not a curated record.
AUGGGUUUUGAAGGGUGUUUUGUAGUGGAUUAUGUGGGCCAUAGUGGAGGUAUUGCGAUGCUAUGGAAGGUUGGUGAGGAGGCUUCUUUGUUGAGUUAUGGGCAAAAUUAUGUGGAUAUGGAGGUCUCUCUCAGUGGGCAUCCUAAAUUUCGGUUAACCGGGUUUUAUGGGGAGCCCAACCGUAGCUUGAGAGUAGAGUCUUGGAGUAAGAUUAGACAGCUUGCGCGGGUUUCUUCGCUCCCAUGGUGUUUGUUGGGAGACCUUAAUAAUGUGUUGUCUAAUAAUGAUAAGAGGGGAGGAAGACCGUAUCCUUCUUGGUUAAUUAAUGGGUUUCAGGAGACGAUUUCUGAUUGUAGUUUGAUUGACAUGGAUCUGGUUGGGCAUCGUUUACUUGGGAGAGAGGGCGUGGAACAGAUAAUUGGGUGGAGAGAUCCUCUCUGUCGUCAGAUAGUACAGGACUGGUGGGGGGUCCCAUUUUCAGAUACUUUGGCUCAGAAAAUUCGUUGUUGUAGUACAUCAUUGGCGGAAUGGGGCCGUAAUAUAACUGGGAGAUUCAAACAACGCAUUGCUCGCUUGAAAGCUAUUUUGCAAAGAACACAAGGGAGGCGUGACAUGUAUUCAUUACAGAAAUAUAAGGAGGCAGAGUCGCUACUGUUUGAGGUUCUUUCGCAACAGGAGGUCUUCUGGCGUCAAAGAUCAAAGCAAUUUUGGCUCCAAGCAGGUGAUCUUAACACUAAAUUCUUUCAUGCUUCAGCAAAUAAAAGAAGACGGAGGAAUCAGGUAGUUGCUCUUAAGGAUGAUGAUGGUGUGCUUCGUGAUUGGGAUAGCGGACUGGAUAGGGUCAUGGUCGAUUAUUUUAAACAAUUGUUUUCAACAUCUACCACAGAUUGGUGUGUAGUGACAGAGUGUAUAUCUGCAACAGUUUCUGAUGAGGUAAAUCUUGAUCUCGUGCGACCUAUUGAAUCUGAUGAAGUUAGGAAAGCCUUGUUCCAGAUGCAUCCUGACAAAUCACCGGGACCGGAUGGGUUCUCUCCUGGUUUCUACCAGAAGUUCUGGGAUAUUGUGGGUGUGGAUAUUAUUAGCAUGGUUCAGGAUUUCUUUACUACUGGCAUGUUUCCGGAUCAUCUUUCUGAAACCAACAUUGUGUUGAUUCCCAAAAAGUCAAAUCCGGAAUCGAUGGGUGACUUGAGACCUAUUGCCCUUUGUAAUGUGGUGUAUAAAGUGGUUUCAAAGGUGAUGGCGAAUCGAAUGAAGGACGUACUUAAUGUGGUGAUUUCAGAAACUCAAAGUGCUUUUGUGCCAGGGCGAUUGAUUACUGACAAUAUUAUGGUGGCUUUCGAGGUAAUGCACUAUCUGAAAAGGAAAGUGUCAGGGAAAGAUGGGUUUAUGGCUUUAAAACUUGAUAUGAGUAAAGCAUACGACAGAAUUGAAUGGGGUUUCCUAGAAGCUAUGAUGAAAAAAAUGGGUUUUGGGGACCAUUGGGUUUCGUUGGUAAUGAAAUGUGUUAGCUCGGUUGCCUAUAAGAUUGCUAUUGAGGGCCAGGAGUUGGGUCCUAUUGUUCCAACAAGAGGUCUGAGACAAGGAGACCCGCUAUCACCGUAUCUUUUUAUCAUCUGUGCUGAAGGUUUUUCUGCGUUGAUCUCUAAAUUUGUUGGAGAUGGUAGGCUCACUGGGUGCAAGGUGGCUAGGUCGGCUCCGGUGAUUUCACAUAUGUUGUUUGCUGAUGAUAGCUAUUUAUUCUGUAAAUCAUCAAUGGAGGAGGUGAUUCAUGUUGGCGAGUUACUUCAUUUUUAUCAGUUAGCUUCAGGACAACAAAUAAACUUAGCCAAAUCAUCGGUGUUUUUUAGUACAAAUACCAGGGCUGAGACUCGCCAAAAUAUUUGUUCAGAACUCAAUAUACCAGAGGCGGGCCCUCUUAGCAUGUAUCUGGGGUUGCCUAAUACUUUGGGCAGAAACAAAUCUGUGGUGUUGGGUUUUCUGAAGGACAAAAUGAGGAAAAGAAUUGCUCAGUGGGAGGGACGUUUUUUAUCUAAGGCUGGUAAGGAGAUAUUAAUUAAAACUGUUACGCAGGCACUGCCAUCUUAUGCCAUGAGUGUUUUUCUGCUCCCUCUAGGCUUAUGUAGAGAGAUGGAGAUGCUUAUGUGCAAAUAUUGGUGGCAUUCUUCUUCUAGUACUGGUCGAGGCAUUCAUUGGAGGAAAUGGGAUUCAUUGACAAUGCACAAGGUUAAGGGCGGUAUGGGAUUAAGAGAUCUUCAUGAUUUUAAUAGAUCUCUUUUGUGUAAACAGGGAUGGCGAUUACUUAUUAAUCCUAAUUCUUUAGUAAGUCGUCUGUUCCAAGCCCGUUACUUUAGAAAUGGGAACUAUUUAACUGCUGAGCUUGGGCCUAACCCAAGUUACAUUUGGAGGAGUUUAUGGGAGGUGAAGAGUUUAGUAAAGAAUGGAGCUCGGUGUCGAGUUGGAAAUGGGGAGACCAUUUUUAUUACUUCAGAUCCUUGGGUCUUUGAUAAAGAGAAUCCUUGGGUUACAUCGGUGCACCCUGGCUUAAAUGGUCAGCGAGUAUCUUCUUUAAUGCAUGUCGGGAGGCUUGAGUGGGAUGAGGAGCUGGUGCAGGACCUGUUUAAUGAUAGAGAUAUGAGGUGUAUUCUUAGCAUUCCAUUAAGUCCUAAUCGUCCUUUAGACCGCUGGUUUUGGUCUCUGGAGCCAUCUGGGUUCUUCACGGUUAAAAGCUGCUACAAAAAUUUACAGGUGCAAAAAAAUGGCGAUGGUACAGAUCUAGAUAAGCAAUUUUGGAAGGUUUUGUGGAAAGUUAGAGUUCCCCCAAAGGUAAAGGAUCUUAUUUGGAGGGCUUCUACGGGUUGUUUACCCACUAAUUUUCAGCUCCGUUCAAGACAUGUGGAGGUGGAUCCGUUCUGCCCUUUAUGCCAAACUGAGAGGGAAACAAUUAUGCAUGCGUUGGUGCGAUGUAAUCGGGUUUGGGAGUGUUGGGAGAGGCUGGGUCUGCGAUUGGUGCGUUCAGAAUCUGAGAUUUUUGCUUCCUGGUUGAGAGAUUGUAUAGCUGGGUUAACUGAUGAACAGAAAGCUAAAGUGUUCAUGUUAUGUUGGGCAGUGUGGAGGAGGAGGAAUGAUUUCGUUUGGAGGAAUUCAAGAAGCAAUACUUAUGGUGUGCUCUUUUUGGCUGAAUCUUCAUUACUUGCUUGGGGUCAUGCUCAAGAUAAGGAAAUUGCUCCAUUGCCCAAUUUUUUAUCCCCUGAAGAUGGUCGGUUGGCAUGGGUCAAACCCCCUUUUGGAGUUCUGAAAAUAAACGUUGAUGCAGCAUUUUUUUCAGAGGCAGCCACGUAUAGCUUUGCAGGUAUUGUUCGAGAUCAUGAAGGAAAUUUGGUGGAAGCAUUCUCUGUGGAGGUUGAAACGGAUAGUCUACUAGUUGUUCAAGCGCUUAGGAGUUCUAUGUCCAUGGCCUCUUACUUUGGGGUUGUUAUAGAUGAUUGUAAGGCAUUGUGGAAAGAUUUGGUUUCUGUUUCAAUUUGUUUUGUAAAACGUUCUGCAAAUGAAGCUGCAAAUGCAUUGGCAAAAGCUUCCUCUUUUAUAGCUGAACGUACUUUAUUGAAGGAGGAUAUCUCCUCUAGUGUGUUGGAUGUUAUUUUGAAAGAUAAUUGCUAA